AUGGAAAUAAAGAGGCAAUGGGCAUCUGUAGCUAUAACUUUAAAUUCAUUGGGAGGAGCAAACAAAGAUGGGCAAGGUUGGGCUAAAUAUUGGGCAGAGAAGAAAUGUGCCUUGAAAAAAUUGUGUGCUCAGCACAGCAAUUCCAUGAGACGCACUGGUGGUGGUUCUGCUGAUGACCUGCCCAUGUUAUCAGACUUGGAUAAGAGAUUGAUGGCAGUUAUGGGUGGUCAAGAGUUUGCUGUUGGAGAUUCUCAACUUGCAGUUGAUCCUUUUCACCACACGCCUUAUAAAUACAUCUUUAUACUCAUAUGUUUGUAA
Parnassius apollo (apollo) is the source of this 318-nucleotide messenger RNA. Lineage: Eukaryota; Metazoa; Arthropoda; Insecta; Lepidoptera; Papilionidae. The record is from the annotation of a GenBank genome assembly.